Pseudopodoces humilis (Tibetan ground-tit) is the source of this 1523-nucleotide messenger RNA. Its product is annotated as methanethiol oxidase-like. The record is from RefSeq and is a predicted model, not a curated record. Gene Ontology annotation, molecular function: protein binding; selenium binding. NCBI's taxonomy places the organism in Eukaryota, Metazoa, Chordata, Aves, Passeriformes, Paridae.
CCAAUCCCACCCCUUUUUCCCUGGAGUUCCGACCCUUUUCCCGGCUCUUUCUCCCUAAAAAUCCAAGGAAAUUCCUGGAAUUCUCAUUCCCAGCCUGAUCCAGGAUGGCGGGAAGGUGCGGAGCGUGCGGGCCGGGCUAUCCCAGCCCCCUGGAGGCCAUGAAAGGGCCCCGGGAGCGGCUGCUGUACCUGCCCUGCAUCUACCGGAACACCGGGAUCAACAUUCCCGAUUUCCUGGCCACCGUGGAUGUGGAUCCACAAUCGCCGCAGUACUGCCAGGUUGUCCACCGGCUGCCCAUGCCCAGCGUGGGUGACGAGCUGCACCACUCAGGCUGGAACGCCUGCAGCAGCUGCCACGGGGAUCCCGGCAAAUCCCGGGAUUUCCUCAUCCUGCCCGCCCUCGUCUCAUCCCGAAUCUACGUCGUGGACGUGGCCACCGAGCCCCGAGCUCCCCGCAUCCACAAGGUGGUGGAAGCUGAGGAAUUAUCCCGGAAAGGCGGCGCUGCUUUCCCUCACACUUCCCACUGCCUUCCCUCGGGAGAGAUCCUCAUCAGCUGCCUGGGGGAUCCCCAGGGAAACGGAAAAGGCACUUUCAUCCUCCUGGAUGGAAAAACCUUCGAAGUGAAAGGAAAUUGGGAAAAAGGAGGGAAAACUCCCAAUUUGGGCUACGAUUUCUGGUACCAGCCCCGGCACAACGUCCUCAUCAGCACCGAGUGGGGAGUGCCCAAAUUCCUGGAGCAAGGAUUCAACCCCAAGGACGUGCAGGAAGGGCGUUACGGGCGCCGCAUCAACGUUUGGGAUUGGAGCGAGCGGCGGCUGCGGCAGGAGCUGGAUUUGGGAUCGGGAGCGGUUCCCUUGGAAAUUCGCUUCCUGCACAAUCCCGACGCCGCCCAGGGAUUCGUGGGAUGCGCCCUCAGCGGGGAGAUCCGCAGGUUCUACCGGAACGCCGAAGGAAAAUGGGAAGCGGAGACGGUGAUCCAGGUGCCCAACAAGAAAGUCCAAGGAUGGCUCCUCCCAGAAAUGCCAGGGCUGAUCACGGAUAUCCUGAUUUCCCUGGACGACCGAUUCCUGUAUUUCAGCAACUGGAUCCACGGCGACGUGCGCCAGUACGACAUCUCCGACCCCAAAAAUCCCAAACUGGUGGGGCAGGUUUUUCUGGGAGGCAGCAUCUGCAAAGGGGGAGCAGUGACGGUGCUGGAAGAUCGGGAAUUGCGGGAACAGCCGGAGCCCUUCGUGAUCCAGGGCAGGAAGGUGCCGGGGGGGCCGCAGAUGCUGCAGCUGAGCCUGGACGGGCGGCGGCUCUACGUGAGCACCUCCCUGUACAGCGCCUGGGACCGGCUCUUCUACCCCGAGCUCCUCAGGGAAGGCUCGGUGCUGCUGCAGCUGGACGUGGACACGGAGCGGGGCGGCCUGGCCGUCAAUCCCAAAUUCCUGGUGGAUUUCGGGAAGGAGCCGGGCGGGCCCUGCCUGGCGCACGAGAUGCGGUACCCGGGGGGGGACUGCACCUCCGACAUCUGGCUGUGA